Messenger RNA from Diaporthe amygdali, 3711 nucleotides. RefSeq lists its product as uncharacterized. Bases 1 to 3711 code for a protein of 1236 amino acids. NCBI's taxonomy places the organism in Eukaryota, Fungi, Ascomycota, Sordariomycetes, Diaporthales, Diaporthaceae. The record is from RefSeq and is a predicted model, not a curated record. The transcript has 6 exons. Gene Ontology annotation, molecular function: ATP binding; metal ion binding.
AUGGAACACCUCAAAACACUCCUAAUUGCGAACAGAGGGGAGAUAGCAUGCCGUAUUAUCAAGACAGCCAGGCAAGUUCAUAACUCUCCACGCCUGAGCAUCAAGACUGUAGCUAUCUACACCGAGCCAGAUUCAGCAUCAGAACACGUUGCUGAAGCAGACGUUUCCCUGCUCCUUGAUGGUGACGCUUCGAGAGCCUAUCUCGACGGUGAUCAGAUCGUACAAAGAGCAAGAAAUGCUGGCGCACAAGCUAUCAUUCCCGGGUAUGGAUUUCUGUCUGAGAAUGCCGACUUCGCUCGCUCCGUCGCUGCGGCAGGGCUGGACUUUGUCGGCCCUAGUCCAGAAAGUAUCGAGCAGUUCGGGCUGAAACACAUGGCGCGAGAGCUGGCAUUGGCUGCUGACGUGCCUGUCGUUCCGGGCACGAAGGGACUGCUGAUGAAUGUCAACGACGCCGCGAAGGCAGCAGAGGGGCUUGGAUAUCCUGUGAUGCUCAAGUCCACAGCCGGCGGCGGCGGGAUGGGCUUGCAGACUUGCGCAGACGAAAGCGAGCUGAGAAAGGCAUUUCAGACGGUGAAAUCCCGUGGAGAGGCUCUCUUCAAGAAUGCGGGCGUGUUUCUGGAAAAAUACUACCCUGCUGCUCACCAUAUCGAGGUGCAAGUCUUUGGCAAUGGCCAGGGCAAGGUUGCGACGCUUGGUGAAAGGGAGUGUAGUAUCCAGCGCAGGCAUCAAAAGGUGAUCGAAGAAUGUCCCAGCCCCUUCGUGGCGCAGAAGAGGCCUGACUUACGAAAACAACUCUGUGCUGCUGCCACGUCGCUAGCAGAGUCUAUUAAGUAUUCUAGUGCAGGAACUCUUGAAUUCCUGGUUGAUGAUGAGAGCGGUGCUUUCUUCUUCCUGGAGAUGAACACCAGAUUGCAGGUGGAGCACGGGGUAACGGAGAUGGCCUAUGGAGUUGACCUCGUGGAGCUGAUGCUUCGCCAGGCAGACGCGCAACUGGCAGGCAAAGGAGGGCUGGAAGUAACUGAGCUGGAAGACCUCUCGAGAUCGUGUCAAGAGCCAAAGGGGCAUGCGAUCGAAGUGCGAGUCUACGCUGAGAAUCCGGCCAGAGAAUACGCCCCUUCUCCGGGACUCUUGCAGCAGGUCACCUUCCAUGAGCUCCCAGGAACACGUAUUGACAGCUGGGUUCGAGCCGGACUCACCGUCAGUCCUAAUUAUGAUCCGUUACUGGCAAAAGUGCUUCAUCUUUCACAAAGCAGAUCGCAAACUGUCGAGGAGCUUACGACAGUGCUCUCAAGGUCAUCCAUUUGUGGACCCCCUACCAAUCUCGAUUUUCUACUUGCAAUUCUGAACUCUCCAGAGUUCAAGUCUGGCAACACUAUUACACAGUUCCUCUCUACCUUUGUGUUCCGUCCUUCGGCCAUCGACGUGCUAGCUGGAGGCUCCUACACUCUCGUCGAAGACUAUCCAGGCCGGCCAACUAUCGGCAGAGGCUUUGGACAUGGCGGACCAAUGGAUCCAAUGUCAUUUCAAAUUGCUAACGCUCUUGUUGGCAAUCCUCUUGGAAUGGAAGGCCUGGAAAUCACACUAACUGGACCAGAUCUCAAAUUCUUGGCGGAUGCUAUCGUGUCUCUCACUGGUGCAGCCAUCUCCGCCACACUCGAUGGCAAGGAGUUCCCUAUGUGGCGUCGCAUGAGGAUAUCUGCAGGACAGCGCCUGACUAUCGGGAAGACCCUGUCUAAUGCGGGAUGCAGGUCUUACUUGGCAGUGUACGGGGGCUUUCUGAAUGUUGCAGAGUGGUUUGGAUCCAAGGCGACGGUACCACUGACACUGGUCGGUGGUUAUCAGGGUCGUCCGAUAGCGAAAGGAGACAUUCUUCGUAUCGUGGACGAACUUCCUCCAGAUCCAGAAACAACUUGGGCAAUACCCGCGAGCAUUUUGCCAAAACAUCAGGAGCAUUGGGUUCUGCAUGUCAUGCAUGGACCGUACUGUGAGGAAUACAUUUCUCCCGAGGAUAUUGACAUGUUCUACAAUACAGAUUGGGAGGUCUCCCACAAUGCUGCUCGAGGCGGCAUCCGACUCACUGGGCCUCGGCCCAAAUGGGCCAGGCGGUCGGGGGGAGAAGGCGGCUCGCACCCCAGCAAUGUCAUUGAGUACGGCUACCCUAUAGGAGGCAUUAACUUUACUGGGGACGAACCAGUUAUCUUCCCAAAUGAUUGUCCCGAUUUCGGGGGCUUUGUCUGUCCUUUCACUGUUGUAAAGGCGGACUACUGGAAAGUGGGCCAGCUGCGCGCCGGGAACACGGUCAAAUUCGUUGCCGUGUCCUUGGAAGACGCUCUCUGGUCCCGGAAAGCAAACGAGGCAUACGUAGACAACAUUGUCAAUUGGCUGGCUUCUGGCUCGUUCGAGACGGUGCAAAGCCUUAACGCCACGCCAAUCUUAGAGGCGGCUGCAUCGGUACAGCCGGCAGUCAUCAAGCUCUCUGAAGCAACACCCAGCAGACCACGCACCGCCUACCGCCAGGGGGGAGAUGACUAUUUGCUAGUGGAUUAUGCACUCAAGCACAAGCUUGAAGCUAGCACUGGGCCCAUCCGCUUCUCCCCUACUGGCGAGGGCAUUUAUAACACGGUUUGUAUCGGAAAUUCCAUGAUGAUCUACUACAACGGAUUGGCCAUUCCCCAGUCCCAGUUACUCAACUAUCUUGUCGGUCUCGAAGACGACCUUGGCGAUCUGAGCUCCAUCACGAUGCCGAAUCGCACAUUCAAGUUGCCCCUGACCUUCACGCAUCCCCGGCUGGACCAAUCCAUCGAGCGGUACAUGGCGAACCAGAGGCCGUAUGCAAGUUACCUGCCAGACAACUUCAAAUUCGUCGCCGAGAACAAUGGUAUAACUCCAGAGGAGUUCCGCAAGCUAUGGCUCACGGCCGAGUUUGUAUGUAUAGGACUUGGAUUCUUCAUGGCCCUCCCCUUGGGCCUGCCUGCCGACCCGCGUCACCGCCUCAUCAGCCCCAAGAUGAACCCAUCCAGGACGUUUACCCCCGAAGGAACAGUGUCCUGGGGUGGAUCGUGCCUUGCCAUUUACCCAGUUGACUCCCCCGGCGGAUAUAUGCUCAAUGGCCUGACCCUUCCUUCCUGUGAUAAGCUUGGUUAUAAGAAGGGCUUUUCCCAAGACCGGCCCUGGUUGUAUGAGGAUAUGGAUGUUAUUACUUUUUACGAAGCAAGCCAAGAAGAGUACGACCGUGAGAUAGCCUUAUUUAGGAGCGGAAGGUAUGAGUUCAAAGUCGAAUCCACGACCUUUGACAUGAAACGACACAAUGAGCUGCUGAAGAGUACCAAAGAUGAGGUUUUGGUUAUUAAAAAGAAACAAGAAGAGGCUCAAGAGAGAAUGGUGAAUCUUGAAAAAGAGCUACUGGCUAAGUGGGACGAGGAGAAGAAAGCUAGUGGUGUGUCCAUGGAAAGCAUUCAAAGCUUGCUGGAUGAUCCAAAUAUUGAAACUAUUGAAGCACCUGUGAACGCAAAUGUGUGGAAGGUGCUAGUAGAAGAAGGCCAGGUACUUGAAAAGGGCCAAACCGUCACAAUCCUGGAGGCUAUGAAAAUGGAGAUCAAUGUUGUCGUUGAUGAUCGUCUCGUGGGCUCAAAGAUUGAGAAGUUACUGAUCCAGCCAAAUGAUAUAGUCCAAAGUGGAAAGCCUCUUGUGCUGGUUAGGACUGUAUGCUGA